CCUUAGUUCCUAAAGGGGGUCUGCUGUUAGAGGAGUCAUAUGCCAAGAUGAGCAGCUUUGGAGAGGUCCUGAAGGAGGUUGGGGAGUUUGGUUUGUUUCAGAAAAGCUUACUCGUUGCGUUAUGCAUACCCAGCAUAUUCUCUGCGUUCGAUGUGGCCAGCCAGGUGUUCACUGGAAUUAGCUAUCCACAUCACUGUAACACUGACUGGAUCUUGCAGAGAAAUCCAAACCUGACUACAGAGAGGCAAAGAAAUCUCACCAUCCCUGUUGACAAGGAUGGGAGGUAUGAAAAGUGUAAAAUGUUCACUCCUGUGGAUCUGGAUCUGGAAACGAUUGAAGAGUAUGGCCUUAACAGCACAACUGGAUGCAUCAGUGGCUGGGACUAUGAGGCUCCACAUGGAGUCUCCAGCCUCAUGACACAAUUUAAUCUGGUUUGUGACAAGAGUGGUUUAAUUGAAGUGUCACAGUCCAUCUUCAUGGCAGGGGUCCUGGUUGGCUCAUUGGUGUUUGGAGCAAUUUCUGACAGGUUUGGCAGAAGAUUUGGGAUCCUACUUUCAGUUUUAAUCCUGCUGGUGUUCGGUGUCAGCACAGCUUUCUCACCCAAUAUUUACAUCUAUAUGGUUCUGAAGUUUUUCAGUGGGACUGGUGUCGUUAUUAUGAACACAUUUGUGAUGGUGGUGGAGUGGACUGAUCCUUCAAAAUCUGCUCUCUGCACAAUGUCCAUAAUGAGCUUCUUUUCAGUAGGACAGAUGAUUCUGCCUGGUAUUGCUUAUCUGAUUACAAAGUGGUGGAUACUGCAACUGGUUCUCUUAAGCCCCCUCGUCAUUGUCCUGGUCGUCCUGUUCUGUUUCCUCCCAGAGUCAGCUCGGUGGCUCAUGUCUCAGGGCAGGAAGGAGGCGGCUCUGAAGGAGCUGCAGAGAGCAGCCAGAGUUAAUAAAAGGAGCGUAUCAGGAGAUCUGCUGGAUAAGGUCAAUAUGGAGACUUCCCCAAACAGAAAAAACAUGAUGGACAUCUUCCGAAUAACCUAUUUAAGAAAACGCACUCUAAUCAUGGCUUUGAACUGGUUUGCAGCAACUAUUCUUUUCUAUGGACUGAGCCUAAAUAUUGGGAGUUUUGGCCUAAAUAUCUACCUCACACAGCUCAUCUUUGGUUUUAUUGAAAUCCCUGCAAACCUGGCUGGCCUGACCCUGAUUCAGCGCUUUGGGAGAAGAAUAUGUCAAGCAGGUUUCCUGUUCUUUGGUGGAGCCUCUUGCUUGGUGGCCAUUGCUGUUCCCAAAGAUCUUUCAGUGGUGGUGACAGUCAUUGCGAUGCUGGGAAAGUUUGCUGCCACAGCUGCCUGCAGUACAGCCCAUGUUUACACAGCUGAAUUAUACCCUACAGAUUUAAGGCAUAGCGGCAUAGGAUUGAAUUCAAUGUUUGCUCGUGUGGCCGGCAUCCUCUCACCACUGGUCAGGCUCUUGGAGGUCUACCAUUACAGCAUUCCCAUGGUGGUUUAUGGCAUCAUCCCGAUGGCUGCAGGCUGUUUCUGUUUGCUGCUACCUGAAACACUCAAUGUUGAACUCCAGGAUAUCACUGAGACACUAAACUCAGAGGAUGAAAAACUGCAAGAUCAAUGUUGUGCUAACUGAUAGUUGUGCUGACAAAUUCCCUGAAAGUGCGGAUGUCUGCAUCAAUCGGCCAGUUUACGUGUACAGCCUUGUGUUGGUGUGUAGUCAUCCUAAGCAAGCCUACCUGUACUUUAAACGUCUAUACAACCAUCUCAGUCUGCUGUGUUCCUUGGACUCAAUGAAGCUUUUAAAUGCAAUUCAUUGCAUUACAUCUAGGUUUAGGCCUUUAAUAAAAGGGGAAUGAGUAGAAAAGGUGAUUUGAUUUGUAGUUUUAGAGACCGAAAAACACACUGCAAAUAAUUGAAAUCCAAAUAAGUAAAUUUUUCUUAAAAGUGCAUUUUUCCUUGAACUGAGAAGGUAAAUCAGACACUUUGCAAAUGAAAAAGACAGUUAACAUUUAAAAUAAUAAUAAAAAAACAAUCGCAUCGUCUUAUUUGAAGUGUAUAUUAUCUAAUUAUCGUAUUCUAAGAGUAAAACUCAUUCAGUUCACAAAUCAUCU
Cyprinodon tularosa is the source of this 2106-nucleotide messenger RNA. RefSeq names its product solute carrier family 22 member 13-like. Gene Ontology annotation, molecular function: transmembrane transporter activity. NCBI's taxonomy places the organism in Eukaryota, Metazoa, Chordata, Actinopteri, Cyprinodontiformes, Cyprinodontidae. Bases 48 to 1628 code for a protein of 526 amino acids. The record is from RefSeq and is a predicted model, not a curated record. Gene Ontology annotation, biological process: transmembrane transport. Gene Ontology annotation, cellular component: membrane. The transcript is spliced from 10 exons.